Molecule: messenger RNA, 1437 nt
Organism: Adineta ricciae
Lineage: Eukaryota; Metazoa; Rotifera; Eurotatoria; Adinetida; Adinetidae
Source: the annotation of a GenBank genome assembly
AUGACGAAUUUAUUCCGUGGCAAUGUACAACCAAGUGCUCUACAAAAUGCAAUUGAAAGAGCAACAGAUGGAAAUCAACAAAGUGAAGAUUGGAGUUUAAUUAUGCAGAUUUGUGAUCAUGUUAGUGGUCAUGAAGAAAGUGCGCGAGAAGCAAUGAAAACCAUUCGAAAACGUUUACAGAUCAAUCCAACGACCCAUGGUUGGCGAACUAUUGGAUUAACUCUAACGCUAUUAGAAGCAUUAACAAAGAAUUGCGGCAAAAUCUUUCAUUUACAAAUUGCUCAUAAAGAUUUUCUGAAAGAACUAAAAGGGGUCAUUGGGCCGAAAAACAAUCCACCUGUUCCAUUACAAGAAAGAGUUCUUGGUAUGAUUCAAACUUGGGCAUUAGCGUUUCAUCACGAUCCUGACUUGAGAGCUGUCGAUCAUUUUUAUCAAGAUUGUAAACAACAAGGUUUGAUGUUUCCACCAGCUGAGCCAGAGAAUAUUAUUAAAGCAGCUGUUCCCGCUACAGGAACAAUUGAACGUCCUUCGCAAUAUGCACGCUCAGCAUCUCAACCAGGACCAAGACCAACAGGUCGAGACGAUCGAUCUGCAUCGGAUGGACCAUCUUAUCCUACUGAGUACAAGUCCAGCGCUCCGCAAGCCAUGGGAGUUGAUCAACUAGGGAAGUUACGUAGUGAACUGGACGUUGUACAAACCAACGCACAAGUUUUCGGUGAAAUGCUUGUUACAUUACAACCAGGCGAAGAAAAUCCACAAGACUUCGAACUAUUAAUGGAGUUGCAUAAUACAUGCAAACAGAUGCAAGCACGUAUUGUUGAUCUACUUUCUCAAGUGUCUGCUGAUGACAUCACGGUCGAUCUUUUACGUUAUAAUGAUGAAUUCAAUAAUUCGUUCAAAACUUUUGAAAGUUACAUGCAACAACGUGAUCGACGCUUCGGUGCGUCGCACAAACCAACCUACAAUUCACCGACAGCAUCAUCUCGUGCAGUACCAUCAUCGACAUCGAAUGCAGAGAAUGAGCCAGCAUUGAUACAAUUCGACGACGAUCCAAUACCGAUAGCAACCGGUUUACAAACUAUGAAUAUUAAUUCCAUGUCAGCAAGUGCAGUGCCAAAGAACAUUCCGCAACAAUCAAUAGCAUCGGCUGUUACUCGACCGGCAGCAAACAUUCAAGAUCCUGAACGAGACGUCAGAGAAAUCGAACAAUGGCUCAAAUCUCAAGGCGAUGAGAGUGAUACUGAUGAAACGAACCGUCCAACAGGAGAUACAACGCAUGCAUUCAAUAACUUUCUACAAAAACGUGUGUCUGCAAUAGCCGAACAAAGACCAUCUGAUCAACCAUCGUUGUAUCCAACCCUUCAAAAUCCGUCGAUCAAUAGCACACAAAGCAAUACUCGUCUCGUUGCGGGUAAUGUUGAUCACACAGGCAGAUGA